Messenger RNA from Coccomyxa subellipsoidea C-169, 2157 nucleotides. RefSeq lists its product as hypothetical. Gene Ontology annotation, molecular function: RNA polymerase II complex binding. Lineage: Eukaryota; Viridiplantae; Chlorophyta; Trebouxiophyceae; Coccomyxaceae. The record is from RefSeq and is a predicted model, not a curated record. The coding region runs from base 1 to 2157 and encodes 718 amino acids. Gene Ontology annotation, cellular component: chromosome. The transcript is spliced from 10 exons. Gene Ontology annotation, biological process: response to UV; transcription-coupled nucleotide-excision repair.
AUGCUGGACGCGUCGGUCCUGAACAAGCUCGCCGAAGUGAUCGAGAAGGCCACAGACAAGAGGAGGCUGGACGUUGACCCGACAGCCCUUCAGCAGCUGAAGUUCCUGUGCAAAGCUUCUGACGAGAACGUGAGGUCUGCAUUCGAUCUUCUCUUGGACCGAUUGAAGGCCCAAGACGCUCAGACGCGGCUGCAUGCGCUGGAGGUGUGCAACCUGCUCUUUGCGCGAAGCAGAGCCUUCCGCACGGCAGCUGCCGCGCAGUUUCCUGCCCUGCUGGAAGCUUCCAUCGGCUUUCGGCCGGCGCGGCCACUGCCGGGGCCGACGCACCUGGCGACUCAGCUGCGUGAACGCGCGCUCGACGCCGUCGAACGCUGGAAUGACAACUAUGGCGUCUUCUACCAGCAGGCAAGGGCUUUCCACUACUCGAUCCGGCUGGGGGUGCGCUACCUGAAGGGCGUGCUGAAGAUGAAGUUUCCGGAGCUGCGUGCUCGGGCGGCCGCCGCCGAAGCCGAGGCGCGCAGGCGAGAGGAGAGGGCGCAGCAGAUCCUGCAGGCAAAGUACCGAAGGAUAGUGGCGGAUUUUGGCGCGGGCACGGCCGAGAUUCAGUCAGUCCUGGACCAGGUGCACCGCUGCUUUGAGCUCCUGCGCGCUGACUCACCGCCUGCUCAGCCGCCACCUCGGCUGACAUCAGCGCCGGCAGACGAAGAGGACUGGGAAGAUGUGGAUGCCGACAAAGACAUGGAUGCAGCUGACGAGGCGGAGGGAUUGGCGGAUUACGGGGCUACGGAGGCGCCGGAGGAGUUACUAACCGACGCCGCUGCGUACGGAGGCGUUCCCUUGCUGGGCCGCGCCCCGGACCCGGCAGUCCUGGAGAACCUGCAUGCGCUGCAGCGGGAGCUCGUGAAUAGACACCUGCCCACGCUGCAGGAAUGGCUGCGAGUCAUGGUCAAGGCUGAUGUCGGAGAGGCUGGGUCUGAGGAGCACACAGAAAGGGAGCGCCUCAUGCGGGAGGCUGUAAACCUACGGUCAGGCAUCACUCUGGCGCAGGACCGUUACGGAGUUCUCAAAUCCAUCCUGCCUGAUCAGGCGCUCACAACUUCAGCAAUAUCUCCUACAGACAAGGCGCCGGUGAUGCCGGCCGGGCAGCACCUGCACUACUGGGACUCUGCAGACGAGGCGAAUGCACUGGUCAACAUGCGAGGAAUGGAGCUUCAGAACCACUGGGGCCCAGUCAAUGCAAACGCCACUCUGCCACCCGAGCGCCUGUCGGCGCUCUUCGGGACCGUCGCCACGUACUACACACCCCCAGAGCCACAGGGCAAGAGUUCAACCCCACUGCCGCCGCCAGAGCUGAAGGAACCGGCCCUCAAGCCUCCACUGCGGAAACCGCCGGGAAAGACCCUUGUCGGCCCCUCUGCCGCGCAGCUGCUCGCCAGCCGUUUCGGCGGCAAUGCCGCUGCACCGUCCGGGGCGCAGCAGCAAUUGGGAGCCCCCAACCCAGCUGCAGCUUCCUCAGUUCCGGACACGUUGUUACAGAGAAGAAGCGACGGCAUUGUGCAGAAAUCAGAAGGCGGCGCCGCUGCGCAAAUACCCCUGAUUAGCUCGGCGUCGAUAGCGCCGCUGCAUCAGCCGUCAACAGCUGCCGCAGCCGCCGGCCGCUCUCCAGCAGCCGCUGCAAGAACCGCAGCUGCUGCACUACCAGGCGCUGGAUCUGCAGCUGCGCAGCGGCCUAGUCAGGCGCACCAGUGGCCCGCGGCGGCGGCUGCGGCGGCGGCUAUGGGAAACCCAGGCGCGCAUUCCGAGCGGCAGAUGGCCGCGGCGGCGGCCGGGAGCCAGGACGCGCAUUCGGAGCGGCCGGGCCGGGCGCAGGCGGCGGCGGACAGGGCGCACAAUGCGGCGGUUCUGGCGGAGGCGGCGCUGUCAAGCGAGGCGAUGGCCCGGCUACUGCACGAGCAGGAGCUGCGCGGGGCACGCCGCGGGACGGGCGCCAGCAGGAAUGGGAGGACAACGGGGGUCAAGAGGAAGCUGGGGGUGCGCGACCGGCUGGCGAGGAAGCUGCUGAGCGGCCGCGCGGCAGCUGCCACGGCCGGGGAACUGGCCGCCGCGGACGCUGAGUCGCAUCGCGAUCGCAUGUCAAACCGCUGGGAGGAAGUCUGA